Messenger RNA from Anopheles stephensi (Asian malaria mosquito), 3959 nucleotides. RefSeq names its product rabankyrin-5. The coding region runs from base 242 to 3655 and encodes 1137 amino acids. Lineage: Eukaryota; Metazoa; Arthropoda; Insecta; Diptera; Culicidae. The transcript has 7 exons. The record is from RefSeq and is a predicted model, not a curated record. Gene Ontology annotation, molecular function: protein binding; metal ion binding.
UCUGUUGAUAGCGAAGCCGAAAGUCAGCCAGCGCUUUUUGUGUUUUCUCAUCCGCUGCAAACAAGUGUGUGCCUAAAAACCGUAGUCAUGUUAUUGUAGUGAACGGGGCGCCCUUCUGUACAUAAUAAUUGUAUUGGCAUCUUGAUAUCAUUUUCCCGGCGCAGUAAGAUCGAUCCCGCAAAGUCGUCCCGUCUGAAGGGAGCCAGUGUAGCAUUGUGGUGUAUUCCGGAACACCGAUACGAUGGCCACCAGCAGUGACACGGCCAAGCUGGAGAAACACCUAAAGCUGCUGAAGGAGGAGUACACGAAGCUGCAAAAAAGUUACGCCGAGCUAGAGCGCAAAUACAGUCAGGCGGCAGCCGCCAACGAAGAUCAUGAUCUGUCCGGCGAGUUUAGCAGCUUCAUUUCGCGCCUGGUCAUGACGGUGGCCACCCUGUACGGACGAACGACCUACUCCGACAUUACCAUCAAGCUGAAGGAUAAAACCAUGCCUGCCCACAGGUUUGUGCUGAAUGCUCGCAGUGAAGAGUGGCGGGAAGAGGUGCUGAUGGACAAGGGCGAACUAGAUUGGUCCGACAUGGAUGCGGAUGUUGGGUACGCUCUGUUGCGCUGGAUUUACACCGACGUCGUGGAUCUGCAGCACGAUUCACUCGCACUGGAGCUGCUGAAAACGUCCCAUCGCUUCAAACUGCCCGGCCUGAUGGGUCUAUGCGAGCGGGCACUCGUAUCGUCCGUAUCGGUACGGUCCUGCGUCCGGUUCUACUGCGUGGCGGAAGAGGUCGGCGCCGCAAACCUGCUGGAAUACUGUUCCGGGCUCAUAUCGACGCACUGGGACGAUCUAACGCCGCAAGACUUCGAGCACAUGUCCGGUGCGCUGCUGUACAAGAUGCUGAAAAGCAAAACCAAACAUCCGCUCCAUGCUGCCGUCCGGUUACUUCGCGAAGAUGUCGUAUUUUUGUGUUUAGUGGAAAACAACGGUUCGCUACAGGAAAUUGUGAACAGCCUGUCUCCCCAGGGCCAGCUACCGCUAGGGCUGGCUCUCAUGGGUCGCAGCACAGCCAUCGCACAGACACUGCUCGAAACGGGAGGAGCCGAUAUUAACGCCUAUACAACGGAGGGCAACACGCUGCUUAUCGAUGCGAUUAAACGUGGCGACAGUUUUACGGCCCAGUUUCUGCUAGAGAAAGGCUGCAAUGUAGAUCUGGUCACGCGGGACACGUCCGAUACGGCACUGCAUCUGGUCUGCACCUACUCCGAGCGAAGCACGGACAUCGAAACGCAUCGCGAAAUGCUUAGCAUCGGCAGACAGCUGCUGAAGCAGCAGGCCGAUCCGAACAUGCAAAAUAGCAAGGGCUACACUCCACUCCACGUUGCUAUCAUGUCGCAGCACGUGGAAAUGAUCGACGAGCUGUUGACCGAGACCGAUGGUGGUUCGUACGUCGAUACGAACGUGCGAACGAAGGAUGAAAAAUGUGCCUUACAGCUGGCACUGAUGCCACCCCACACUGAUGGGCCACCGUACGAGCUGGCCCGCCGCCUGCUGGAACGUGGAGCUCGGUCGAACGUUAUCCAUCCCGAGACGGGCGACAGUUUGCUGCACAUUCUCGCGAAACAGCAGCUCGAAGAUGCUGCCGUCUUUCUUACCGAUCACUGCAACCUCAGCCAUAUCAACCGAUCCGGAUUGACCGUACUGCAUGUGGCUGCAUCGCAGGGGCUGGCAAACCUGGCGCGUGCCCUGCUAGAGAAAGGAGCCCCACCCAACGUACAGUCCGGCGUGACGGAGCUAAAAACGGCCCUACAUUACGCGGUCGAAGAGAACUACACCGAUGUGGUGGAAGCGUUCAUCGACUACAAAGACACGAAUCCUCCUGGGACGGUAGAUUUCAACCUCAAGAACGCAUUCGGUGACUCGCCUUUGAGCUUAGCCCUUAGCCUUGGCUAUAACGAGCUGGUCCCGCUGCUAAUCAAGGGUGGCGCGGACGUGAAUGCACGCAACGGACAGGACAUGACGCUGCUGCACCAGGCCAUACUGAAGGAGGAUGCAAAGACGGCCGUCUUUCUGCUCGGCCAAGGGGCAGACAUGAACGCACUGACCGCGGACCAGGAAUCACCGUUACAGCUCGCGAUUCACUGUCGGUUGGUGGACGUGGUAGAUGCGCUCUGUUCGCGCGGAGUAUCGCUUAGCGCACCGGACAACAAGGGUGACUGUCCGCUGUGGAGUGCACUGGAGUCGGAGCAGUUUGAAAUCGCUUCGGUGCUGGUGCGGCACGGUGUCGAUACGGACUGCUGGGGCCCCGGACCGGACGGAUGUCUACAGACGCUGCUGCACCGAGCGAUCGACGAGAACAAGGAGCAGGCGGCCAUGUUCCUGAUCAAAAGCGGCUGCGAUCUAGACUCGCCGCGUCAACCCGGUCCCCAGGGACAGGGUGGCGAUGAAGCGAAGGACAAAGCAUCACCGCUGCAUCUGUGCUGCCAAUGGGGACUUCGCAAUGUGCUGCACACGCUCAUCGGCCAUGGAGCCAACGUGAAUGCGGUGGAUUGUGAUCUGAAGACACCGUUGCAUAUUGCGAUAGAAAAUCAACACGAGGAAAUCAUCGGCAUACUGCUGUGCCAUCCGGGCAUUGAUCUGAAGAUUCGUGAUAAAACGGGCAACACUCCGUUCGCUGCGGCGCUACAGGUUCGGAACAAUAAGGCGGCCCAAAACAUUCUCGAGCGGUUGCCGAACGCGGCGGAACAGAUCGAUCAGCGGGGGCGCAACUUUCUGCACCUGGCAAUCAUGCGCGAUGAUCUCGAAUCAGUGUUGUUUUUGCUCUCGAUACAGGUCGACGUAAAUUCGCGCGUGCAUGAUGUCAAUCAGACGCCGCCGCUGCAUCUGGCGGCUGCAUCCGAGAAGGAAAUGUUAAUCCGCAACCUGAUCCUAGCCGGCGCUCGGUUAAACGAUCGUGAUGCGACGCAAAAAACGGCACUCCACGUGGCGGCCGAGCGGGGCACGGUGGGUGCCGUGUCGGCUCUGCUGCAGAACGGCGCCGAUUUCGACGCAGUGGACGGAGACGGUAACAAUGCGCUGCACAUUGCGGUGCGCGAAGGUCACAUUGCGGUCGUGCGGGAGUUGCUGACGGAAUCGGAGCUCAAUGCGGAAGCGGUCAAUAUGAAGGGUUGCAAUCCGCUGCAUGAGCUGUGCCGCAGCGGCAAGGACAAUACGGCCGCCGCAAUACUGGAACUGUUUUUCGAAUGUAUGCCAAAGUAUCCGAUCAACAGUCCCGAUCUGCAGGGCAACACACCGCUGCUGCUGGCGUACAUGCGCGGCCAGGCGCAGCUGUGCCGGAUGCUGGUGAAGAACGGUGCCUGCCUGGGAGCCGAGAACAAGGAGGGAUUGACGAUAUUUAACUUUAAGCUAGCUACCAACCAGCUGUUGCAUCGUUUGCUGGACGAACUGCCGCAAGAGUCGCCCUGGGCCUCGUCCGAGCUGUGCCAGGAGUGUGGCACCAAGUUCAGCAUCACCAUGCGGAAACACCACUGCCGUCAUUGUGGACGAAAUCUUUGCAGCCGAUGUUCGAACAACGAUGUGCCAAUCAUCAAAUUUGGCAUCAAUAAACCGGUCCGCGUUUGUUCGGUGUGCUUCGAAGUGCUACAAAUUGGAAGUGGGGCCGUUUGAAACUGAAUCCAGUUUUUGGAUGCGGAUUACUAAGUGGACGCGUAUGGAUUCCCGGUGGAUGCACCUGAAGCAACUGGUCUGUAGGCUACGGAAGCCGAUCUACAAACGCAGGACAGCGUUGGUGGCACACACUGGUAAAUCCAAAUUUCAUCGAGAGCAUUCUUAACCUUUUCCUUUCCUCCUAGCUGUUACUUUGAAAAGUAUCUUUUUGUUAUGCAUAUUGAAAAGAUUAUUUAUACACACAUGUAACACACGAAAAUGGACAUUUUCCAGACAUCAAUAUCAACACGUACCCGAUAACUGA